GAUUACCCACCCAUUAAGGGAUGGUGCAUAGACAAGACAUUAUAAAUAUAUCAGCUUGAACAUUAUUGGGGACUCUGCAGAACAAAGACUCUCUCAGGUGGAUCAAUUGACAAGUUUCCAUGGGUGAACAAGUUCAGGAGACUCAGCUCAGCGUCAGGGAUGAAGAAUCCAGAGAAACAAAAUCACCUGCCCACAUGAGCAACGCCGGCGAACCCGAGGCCGCCCCGUCUCCGGCAAGAAACUACAAGUGCUGGCUGAAAAUCGCGGUAUUUUCGCUGUUUGUCCUCUCAGGUCAAUCAAUAGCCACAAUCUUGGGGAGACUCUACUAUGAGAAAGGAGGGAAGAGCAAAUGGAUGGAAACACUUGUUCAAAUUGCAGGAUUCCCAAUCCUCAUUCCUUACUUAUUCUUCUCACCAAACAAGCCCUCUUCCACCACAAAAACCGCUCUUGACUCGAGAUUGCUUGCGCUUGUUUACGUUGUUUUCGGCAUAAUCUUCGCGGCGAGCACUAUGAUGUUCUCGGUCGGACUUCAAUACCUCCCUGUGUCGACUUUCUCUCUAAUCACCGCGUCGCAACUGGGCUUCAAUGCCCUACUCGCCUUCUUCAUCAACUCGCAGAAGUUCACUCCCUUGACAAUCAAUUCUAUAGUGCUCUUGACUGUCUCAUCUACCCUCUUAGUGUUCCAAACCGAUUCAAAUAGUACUACUACGGUGUCCACCGGAAAGUAUGUGGUCGGGUUUAUAUGCACAUUAAUCGCGUCAGCUGGAUGCGCAUUAAUACUAAAUCUCACGCAGCUUUACUUCCGGAAGGUCCAGAGGAAGGACCCGAUUUACAUGAUCUUCGAGCUGCUGACAUACGAGUCCAUGGUCGCGACAUUCAUCGUCUUGGUGGGGCUAUUUGCUAGCGGGGAGUGGAAGGGACUAAGGGAGGAAAUGGAGGAGUUUUCGCUAGGGAAGGUUUCUUAUGUCAUGACCUUAGUUUGGACGGCGAUAACUUGGCAGGUGUUUGCGAUCGGGAUGGGAGGACUGAUCUUCCAGGUGUCGUCGGUGUUUUCGAACGUGAUCGCGGUCGUGGGUUUGCCGAUCGUCCCGGUGUUGGCUGUAGUGUUUUUGGAUGACAAGAUGGAUGGAGUGAAGGGGAUUGCCAUGGCGUUGGCAAUAUGGGGGUUUCUCUCUUAUGUGUACCAGCAACAUCUUGAUGAUGUUGCUUCCAAGGCUCAAGAUAAAAGUGACAAGCAGUCCGGCCAAAUUCAGAAUGGGAGAUGUUAAUGCUCUAAUUUGAGGUGGCGCUAGGGUUUUGAGAUUUCUUUCUCUCUCUUUAAUUAUGCUCAGUGAAGUUCUCGGUUUUGUUUUUCGUUUUAGUCGUUGCUUUCGAUUUUGCUUAAACUUUAUUCAUCUUGUCCCUACUGUAUCGGUUGAUUAGACUACUGAUGUCUUCA
This is a messenger RNA of Rhodamnia argentea, 1438 nucleotides long. RefSeq names its product purine permease 21-like. NCBI's taxonomy places the organism in Eukaryota, Viridiplantae, Streptophyta, Magnoliopsida, Myrtales, Myrtaceae. Gene Ontology annotation, cellular component: membrane. Gene Ontology annotation, molecular function: purine nucleoside transmembrane transporter activity. The transcript has 2 exons. The coding region runs from base 120 to 1268 and encodes 382 amino acids. The record is from RefSeq and is a predicted model, not a curated record.